Trichobilharzia szidati is the source of this 909-nucleotide messenger RNA. Lineage: Eukaryota; Metazoa; Platyhelminthes; Trematoda; Strigeidida; Schistosomatidae. The record is from the annotation of a GenBank genome assembly.
AUGAAGUCAGCGUCAUCAAGUUCUGACUUCGCAUCGUGUAACGAUAAUGGUGCGUUGAAGAAGCCUGUAGUUGUAACUGUUAAUUCAUUGUUGAAUAGAGUGUCACAAACGUCACCACAGUUUGUGCAGAAGGAGAGGGUUACAGUUUCAGAGUCCAGUUCUGACUCCACAAGUUUACAAGGUAUUACUAGCCAGAGUAAAGGUAUAAAAUCUUUAAGGAUUCAUGAGGAUGAACCUAAGUCAUCUACGGCUGUUAUUAAAGAGGUUGAAAAUGAUGAAGUCGACCAUACAAACGGCGGUAAAUUGGAUAUUUGUGACAAUGGUCAUGAUAGUGCACAUUUGUCUGUGGCUGAUCAUGAUGAGCUGAGCGGAAGGCCAACUACUACUGAGUUGAAUAAAGGUUCUGUACAACUUGAACGUGAAGUAGAAUUAAAGGCAGAUGCGGUUGCAGAAGGUAUGAAUACUAUCGAGACCGUCAGUGUAAAUGAUCCGAGUGUAGCCCAACUAUCGACAGAUCUUAAAACUGAACUGGAGCUAAUAAUAAAAGAUGGCAGUGGUGGUUAUCUUGCAGUUAGACAACUUUCUAAAGGUCGAACAGCGACAGCUUCCGAUACACCGCUAAGUUCAUCAACUGGUGUCAGUCAGUCGUCGUUGGUGUUGUCAUAUGCAGUAAAAGAGUCGUCCAUGAACUCACGUGUCUUAUGCAGUGAUUAUGCUAGUGUCGGUCUGUUUGAAGGGACGAAAGUCAAUGGCCAGUUUAGUGACGACAAGAAAACUGUGUACAAGAGGGUUUCAAACUACUAUUUGAAUGUUAUUAUCUUUGGUGCAAAUUACUCUGUGCCUUCUCUUGGUUGUUCAGAUACAUUGUAUGUUUGUUGGUCAUCUACAUUCCACGAUAAAAUGUCAUAG